Molecule: messenger RNA, 4035 nt
Organism: Sesamum indicum (sesame)
Lineage: Eukaryota; Viridiplantae; Streptophyta; Magnoliopsida; Lamiales; Pedaliaceae
Gene: HIRA
Product: histone chaperone HIRA-like protein
Biological process (GO): chromatin remodeling; DNA-templated transcription; regulation of DNA-templated transcription
Cellular component (GO): chromatin; nucleus; HIR complex
Molecular function (GO): nucleosome binding; protein binding
Source: RefSeq, a predicted model, not a curated record
CCCAUGGUUUUAUUUUAUAUUUUUUAGCACUAACAAUUUCUUUAAUUGCUGCUUACUUGAAACUCUCUAAAAAAUUUUACCCUUUCGCUUUUCUCAAAUUGGGUGCAAACGUCCCAACUUUGCUCAAACACGAUAUUCGGCCUUGUAUUACCAAAGUUUGAAUUUCCCAUAUUUAUCUUUUUGAGGCUUAAAUUUCUGGAUUUGAGUAUCCUCAUUCAGGAUCUUUUGUCGGUUUGCAAUUUUCUUUUGUUCUUUUAGCAGAGUUUUUUUGGGUUGCAAGACAUGAAGUUGAGGGACUUUGGGUGGGUUUUGUGGGAUUUAAGUGAAAGCAGAAACCCUUGUUUUGUUUCUUUCUGGCUUUUUUAAAAAUCAUCUGGGCUUUAAGGUGAAAACUAUUGAAGUAGAGAAAGAUGAUAGCAGAGAAACCUAGUUGGAUUAGGCAUGGGGGUACACAGAUUUUCUCCAUUGAUAUUCAGCCUGGUGGCCUCAGGUUUGCCACUGGUGGUGGUGAUCAUAAGGUUCGCAUUUGGAACAUGAGAUCUGUUGGCAGGGAACUACAUAUUGAUGAUUCAGUAUCAAAACUUCUGGCAACUCUGCGUGACCACUUUGGAUCUGUUAACUGUGUUAGGUGGGCUAAGCAUGGCCGGUACAUUGCAUCUGGAUCUGAUGAUCAAGUUAUUCUUGUUCAUGAGAGGAAGCCUGGUUCAGGAACCACCGAGUUUGGAAGUGGAGAGCCACCUGAUGUUGAGAACUGGAAAGUUGCUAUGACACUGAGAGGGCACACUGCCGAUGUGGUGGAUCUUAAUUGGUCUCCAGAUGAUUCCAUAAUGGUCAGUGGGAGUCUGGAUAAUACAAUUCAUGUUUGGGACAUGACCAAUGGCAUCUGCACUGCUGUUCUUCGGGGUCACUCUAGUCUGGUCAAAGGUGUAGCUUGGGAUCCCAUUGGUUCAUUCAUAGCAAGUCAAUCAGAUGACAAGACUGUCAUAAUUUGGCGAACAAGUGACUGGAGCCUUGCCCAUAGAACUGAUGGUCACUGGGCUAAGUCUCUUGGAUCCACCUUCUUCAGGAGGCUUGACUGGUCUCCUUGUGGCCAUUUUAUAACCACAACUCAUGGUUUUCAAAAGCCCAGGCAUUCUGCACCUGUUCUUGAGAGAGGGGAAUGGUCUGCCACUUUUGACUUCUUAGGGCAUAAUGCACCAAUUAUUGUUGCUAAGUUUAAUCAUUCAAUGUUUAGAAGAAAUCUCUCCAAUUCCCAGGACUUGAAAACUGCAUCCGUUGGUUGGACUAAUGGUACUUCGAAGACUGAAGGAAAGGAUUUACAGCCAUAUAAUGUUAUUGCAAUUGGAAGUCAGGACCGUACCAUAACUGUGUGGACUACUGCCAGUCCUCGCCCUCUUUUUGUGGCUAAGCAUUUCUUUACUCAAAGUGUUGUGGAUUUAACCUGGAGUCCUGAUGGAUAUUCACUGUUUGCUUGUUCUUUGGAUGGGACAGUAGCUACGUUCCAUUUUGAUGUGAAUGAAAUUGGAGAUAAAUUAACUGAUGCUGAAUUAGAUGAUCUGAAGAGAAAUCGCUACGGGGAUGUCAGAGGUCGGCAAGGAAACUUAGCUGAGACUCCAGCGCAGUUAUUGCUUGAAGCAGCAUCGGCCAAGGAAACUCUGAGUAAAAAGACGAAUCCAGUUUCCCCAGAGUCUCAGACCUCUUUAAAGCCUUCUGCUGAUUUAGUGGUUUCAACCAAGAUUAGUAAGACUAUUGUCAAUGAUGGAAAGAAAACUGAAGAUGCUAUCAGCGAUGGAUCAAAUAAGGUGGUCUCAGCUCGGAUGUCUAGUCCUGUAAAGCAAAAAGAAUACAGACGCCCUGAUGGUAGAAAGAGGAUAAUACCUGAAGCGGUUGGAGUGACUGUUCAUCAGGAAAGGACCUCCAUUGUAGCCCAGUCUGAAGCUCUUGAAUUUCCUGUGGAAUCAUUAGAUCAUAACAAGGAUGGUAAUGGAGCAAUACAUACUAAUGGUGGUGCUAGAGAAGGUUCCAUACGGAAAGCUUCAGGUGGGCCUGCUGAUUUGAAAGAGCGCCCGGGCAUCACUGCUAGAGCAUCUAUUAGUGAGAGCUUGGUCAUUGAGAAGGUUCCAGUGUCUGGGAGUAAAGAAACAAGUACUCACGUUGAGCAGAUUGGUUUUACGGAUUCUGGUAGUAUUCUUUCAAUAAGAGUAUUUGAUAAGAAACAAGGGGAAGAUACUGUACCUGUUUGCUUGGAAGCUCGUCCUAGAGAGCAUGCAGUUAAUGACAUUGUUGGAGCAGGGAACACCUUUAUGAUUAAAGAGACUGAACUUUCUUGUACAAGGGGGUCUCAAAAUCUUUGGUCUGAUAGGAUCUCUGGAAAGGUCACCGUCUUGGCUGGAAAUUCUAACUUCUGGGCAGUUGGUUGUGAAGAUGGAUCUCUGCAGGUUUACACAAAAUGUGGGAGACGUGCCGUGCCGACGAUGAUGAUGGGAUCUGCAGCAGUUUUUAUAGAUUGUGAUGAAUUGUGGAAAUUGUUGCUUGUCACAAGAAAGGGAUCCUUGUAUGUCUGGGAUCUUUUUAACAAGAAAUGUCUACUUCAUGAUUCCCUGGUUUCACUGAUAACUACAGACAUGAAGUCCAAUGCUAGAGAUGCUGGUACUAUCAAAGUCAUAUCUGCAAAGUUAUCAAAAUCUGGUUCUCCCCUUGUUGUUUUGGCGACACGUCACGCAUAUCUCUUUGAUACGAGUCUUAUGUGUUGGCUGAGAGUGGCAGAUGAUUGUUUUCCCGCAUCAAAUUUUUCUAGCUCUUGGACCUUAGGUUCAGCUCAUGGUGGUGAGCUGGCUGCAUUGCAGGUCGACGUUAGGAAAUUUCUGGCACGGAAACCAGGGUGGAGUAGAGUAACUGAUGAUGGGGUGCAGACACGUGCUCAUUUGGAAGCUCAGCUGGCAUCGGCACUGGCUUUGAAUUCUCCUAAUGAAUAUCGCCAAUGUCUUCUGUCUUACAUUCGCUUUUUGGCAAGGGAGGCUGAUGAGUCACGCUUACGAGAAGUUUGUGAGAGCUUUCUUGGACCUCCCAUUGGAAUGGCUGAACCUGGAUCAGAGCAGAAAACACCAGCAUGGGAUCCUUUUGUACUUGGGAUGAAUAAGCAUAAGCUCCUUAGGGAAGAUAUUCUUCCAGCCAUGGCAUCAAACAGAAAAGUUCAACGGUUGCUUAACGAGUUCAUGGAUCUCCUUUCUGAAUACGAGAUCACUGAAACAGACUUUAGACAGAAGACUCCAACCUCCGCAAUAUCUCUGCCGUCAAAAGACAAAAUAGAUUCUGAUCCUCCUGAUAUGAACAUGAUGAAUUCUGAUACACCUAGACCUACUAUUCAAACAAAUUCUGUUGAACCCACCAUCGAUGUAGUUGAUUGUGCUUUGCAACCAACUGAUCAAAUGGAAACAGUAACGCCAACCACCAGUCAAACAAAUUGUACCCAGGUAGAGGCAAAUCAAGUGCAAACUGUGCCACAAACAUCAGAGCAAAUGAACUUGGACCCUCCUGCCUCAGAUCAACAUGACACAAUGGCUCCAGCAGCAAAUGUGAAGGAGUCUUGAUGUUGACAGUUGGUAGGUGUUGGACCAUAUACUAAAUGCUGACUUUAAUGUCUUUCCCAAGUAGAGUACAUAUCUUUCUUUUAAUCUCGUUCUACUCAACUUGCUCUUUCCCCCGAAAGUUACAAAUUAUGGGGCUUGCUGCUGAACAUAUUAUGGUGAUUUAUCUGUUUGUAUUUGCCGGAGCUUCUAGGUUUAAGCGGAGAUCGAGCAGGUUCUGGGGCUGUUUUAACAGAGUAUCGUACAAUUUGGGAGCUUUAGGGAACUUAAAUGUUUUUAGCUGUGUAUCAUUGUUAUCGAACAGUCAUUUUGACUCGCCUCUUGUACAAUAUGAAGCUAAUUUUGUAUGUAAAGUCGAUUGCCUUGAGCUCCCAUUUUCAAGUAGGUUGUAAAGUAAUUCUACUUGAUGUUUUGUCAUGAAUGAUAUUAUUUUCCACCUUGAUGCGCA